Messenger RNA from Bursaphelenchus okinawaensis, 1828 nucleotides. NCBI's taxonomy places the organism in Eukaryota, Metazoa, Nematoda, Chromadorea, Rhabditida, Aphelenchoididae. The record is from the annotation of a GenBank genome assembly.
AUGUGUAGCGACGUAAAACAAGUUGAAAUCAAUGGAAAACACUCCAAAUUCAAUGUCUACGUCCAGGGCGACUUGGAAGAGCGCAACCACAAAACUGUCAUAUUGACCGUUCAUGAUGUUGGCACUAACCGUAAGUUUAAAAAAAAUGUUUUUUAAAAUUUUCGUACUAUAUAGCAUUAUUGUUUAUACUAAGGAUAGAACAAUUUUUUGUUUUUUAAUAAUGGUACUAUAUAGUACUAUCAGAAAGCUCGCUACAACUUUUUUCUUUUUGAAACUUAAUUUCAAAAUUCUAGACAAAUCAUUUGUCCGAUUCGUUGAUCACGCCAGUAUGGCUGAAGUGAAGAAGAACGCUGUCUUCUUGCACGUCUGUGUACCCGGCCAAGAAGACCAUGCUCCUGACUUUGCUGGGGAUUUUCCGACUUUGGCUCAUUUGGCCGAAGACCUUGUAGUGGCAUUGGAUCAGUUGGAUGUCAGGUCUUGCAUUGCCUUUGGCGAAGGAGCUGGAGCCAAUAUUAUUUGUCGGUUUGCCUUACAGGCUCCGAAUAGAAUUAAUGGAAUCGUCUUACUGCACUGUACUUCUACUACGGCUGGCGUUUUCGAGUACUUCAAGGAUAAGGUAAAUGAUUUUUGGGUAUAAAAAAAUUAGAAAAGUGAUGGGUUUGUUAAAAGAAUUUUUUUUAAAUAAUUUUUUAAAUGCAAAAAGAAAAAAAAAGUUUUAUGAUUUUUUAAAAAUUUCUAUGGUGGCUCAUUACUUUUUGAACAACCGAGUCAAAGCUAUAAUUAGUUAUACUGAAAAUAAAUAAUUUCGUUGAUAUUGUAGAUGAUCAACCUACGUCUUGAAAAUGACGUCAUGACUGACGGAGCGUGGGAACUUUUGGUCAUGCACAAGCUUGGAAAUGUAAGUUUUGACAUUGUUUUUUGUAAAGAACUAUUAUAAAAAGAUUUUUAAAUAUUUUAAGAUUGUCUUAUACCUUUAGAGGACCACAAAAUGCCCUAAAAAAGAAAAAUGGCAAGAACUUUCUUUACAAAUCUAAAAAUGGCAAGAACUUUCUUUACAAAACAAAGCAUGGCAAGAACUUUUAUUUAUUCACUACAAAAAUGAAGUAAAAUAUGGUCAUUUGACUUUUUUCAAAAAUAGUAUUUUCAGAACAACAAGAAAGACAAACAAGCUUACAUUGAUGAGUUGAAAGGCACAUUGAACCCCAAAAACUUGUCCAAAUACUUGUUUUCCUUCAGCAAACGUACUGAUUUCUCAACUGUUUUGGGAGCUAAGCUUGAUACGUAAGUUGGUAUUUUGAGACGCCGUCAAACUAGGCUAGUACGACACUCAAAGGACUUGAUUAAAGUUUCAAUAUUACCUAUUUGUCACAAUAUCUAGGUAGUUUUUAAUAAAAGUUCUGUUACAAAGGAAGAUCAGAAGGUUGUCCUUAUAAAGAAUGUGUCAUACUAUCGAGAGUCAUAUAAAAAAGGUUUUACUGUAUGACAUUUCUUACCGAAUCAUCACGUCUUUUUCAGAAUUGACGCCCUCCUAGUCACCGGCUCUCGAGCUCCUCACGUCAACACCGUCUACAACACUCACAAGAACAUGAACAAGAAGAAGACGACCUUGUUGGUCGUGGACAAUGUCAGCGAUGUAAUGGCCGAAGCUCCUGACAAUCUGGCUAGAUCAUUGAUUUUACUGUGCAAAGGGUGUGGCGUGCUGAGUGGCGUGGCAAUUCCGGGCAUGGAAAGACAACGAACCUUGUCCAGCUCUAUGGAAGAAGCCGACCGUCCACGUCGUUUCUCCGUCCAACAGGCUGCUCCAGCUGUACCGGCUGCGGCUGAAUGA